AUGAACUCCAGGAACAUGUUCCUAGGCUUUGCUGGCCUCGUCACAGCCGUAGCCGCCUGGUCGAUCUGGGGUGGCGACAUGUUUCCCCAACAGCCCGAUCCCAAAGGCGAACCAGAGACGUGGAGCGAGGAGGAUGUGAAGCGGUGGCUGAACGCUAGAGGUCUAAUGGCAGGAAGCACAGCCACGAGAGAAGAGCUGUUGGCUAGAGUCAAAGCCAACCUGCGUGCGCCACGAGCGUGA
Recurvomyces mirabilis is the source of this 240-nucleotide messenger RNA. RefSeq lists its product as uncharacterized. Bases 1 to 240 code for a protein of 79 amino acids. The transcript is spliced from 3 exons. Lineage: Eukaryota; Fungi; Ascomycota; Dothideomycetes; Mycosphaerellales; Teratosphaeriaceae. The record is from RefSeq and is a predicted model, not a curated record.